AUGCUGCAUCAUCGUCACACACUACCGGAGUCUCUCUUCCACGUCUCGUAUGAGCCCUCCACAUCCUCCUCCACCUUCGUGACCGAGGCGCCGACGCCCAUAGACGACGUCGUCGCCGUCACAUCUCAGCGUGGUGACUCGCCGUUGUCGUCCUGCGACAGCCGAGAUGCUCCACGCAGCCUCGUUCCCGGGGACUUGUCGAUGCAUCGUAGCUUCCUCUGCUACGUCUGCUGCGAACCUCUUUUUCGGGCAAUGAGUGACGGUGUGUGCGGUCACCAUGUGUGUGAGGCGUGCUGCUUAAAGAUGAGCGUCAGCGGUACUGCCACCUGCCCUCUGUGCGGGUGGAACGGGUCAUGGUCAACGGACGCAGCGUACAGUGAGUGCGUGCGCGACGCGGUCGAGGCGCGCUUGAAGGAGAGUGCCGUUGUCCUCCUCCGCGACGCCUACCCAGCGCUCUCGAGUGGCUGCGUUGGCGAUGUGGUGGACAGCUGCUUCGAUCGCUCGUGUCUCACAGUGGACCUGCACCAGGCACAGCAGUAUCUUGCGGCGGUGCCUCCCGAUGGAGUCGGCGCUGUCUGCACGUCGCUGGCUGCGCCUGAUAAGAUCCCUAACAAGGCGGCUGUCUUUUCGCUGCGCGUCGAGGGCCCGUGGCUCACUAGCUGUGACCUUGUGAGGAGGUUCUUGCAGCUGCAGGUGCUUGUCUUGUGUGACUGCGCAGACCUUGUCUCACUUCGCGGAGUCGAAUGCGCGCCACUGCUGGAACGUCUCACUGCGGAGCGCUGUGGCUUAGUUGACACGUUGGGGAUCGACGCGUGCCCAUGUCUUAAGUCCCUGCAGCUUCGCGAAUGCCCUCGGCUGUCACACUUGGGGUGGAAUCAGAUACUUAACAGCCAAUCAAGCCUCCAAGAAUCUAGCGGGCAAGAUGGCGGCUGUGCGGCGUUGCUCAGUGUGAGCGUUUUUCGCUGCCCCGCCUUCCAGGGCAUCGGCCUCCUCUCCGCUGCUCCGCAUCUGCGAGAGUUCCGUGCGCAGCGUGUUCGCAUCAGCAGCCUGGACGCAUUGCGUGAGUGCCGCCACCUCGAGUUGCUUGAUGUUGGAGGGUGUCAGCAGGUGUGCUGCAUUGAAGCCCUGCGAGGUGCGAAGGCGCUAAGGUAUCUUGACCUCUCCAACACGGCUGUCUCCGACAUCGGUGCGCUCUCACAGUGCACGGCGCUCGAGAGGGUGAACCUGAGCGGGUGCCUCCGGCUGCGCUCUCUCGAUAGUCUUGAGUGCUGUACGGAGCUCAGAGAGCUGCAGGCGUCUCGAACGAACAUUGAGACGCUGAUCGGUCUGCGCCUGUGCCGUGCCCUCAAGAAAGUGGAUGUCAGCGGCUGCGCGGCGCUGAGGGACGCCGCGGCCCUCACGCAUCUCUCCCAACUCACACAUGUCGAUCUUUCUUUCACGGCGGUGGAUGACGUCAGCUCCCUUGCCUACUACAGCGGACUGGAGAGCGUCCGUCUGCGCGGAUGUCGGUACCUGCGAGACUACUCACCACCUCACAACCUCGAGGAUGCGCCGCCGCUGCGCUCUCUCGACCUCUCCAACACAAGUGUCUGCAGCAUCUCCGAGUGGGGUCGUUGCCCACCGAGGUUGGAGAAGCUCCGCAUGAACGGCUGCACGAGGCUCUCCGACAUUUCGGUUCUGCAGUCUUCGACAGGGCUAAGGAUCGUGGACCUCGGGAACACGUCGGUGCACAGCAUCUCGCCGCUGAUCUCGUGUGCACCCGCUUUGGAGGAGCUCCGCAUGCACGGCUGCACGGAGCUCUCUGACAUCUCGGUCCUGCAGUCUGCAAGCCGGCUGCGGGUGGUGGAUUUGGACAACACCAGUGUACGGAGCGUGUCGCCGCUGCGGUUGGCUGCGUCGGAGUUGGAGGAGCUUCGCAUCAAUGAUGUCACCUACCAGGGCGAGGUACCUAUCUUCCAAUCCACUGGAGUGCAGCGGCGGUGUAACAUGAUAAACACUGGCGCGUCGAGCCGAUCACUGUGA
Leishmania major strain Friedlin is the source of this 2022-nucleotide messenger RNA. RefSeq lists its product as hypothetical. Lineage: Eukaryota; Euglenozoa; Kinetoplastea; Trypanosomatida; Trypanosomatidae. The record is from RefSeq and is a predicted model, not a curated record. The transcript has a single exon. The coding region runs from base 1 to 2022 and encodes 673 amino acids.